CCCACCACAAGACCGUAGAUAACCCAUCAGCUCAGCUCUCACCACUUCUGUGCCUAUGAGUUUCUGGGAUGAGAGGUGCUCUUACCAAAAGAGAAGGAACUAUGUGACAUGAUAUUGGAUUGGCUGACGUGAAAUCCAGGGCCUCAUGGCUAUGCUGAGGCAGUAUCAUGACGACACAGGCUUUAGUGAGAGGAGCCUGAACCCUUACACAGAAAAGGAGGGUCUGAGACUGGGUCUGUGUGGCUGGGUAAAGAACACCAACAAGGGCACUGUGGUCGGCCAGGUUCAGGGGCCUGCAGACAUGAUCUGUGAGAUGAAGGUGUGGCUGUGUAAGGAGGGGAGUCCCAGCUGUUCCAUCACCCGGGCCUCGUUCUCCAAUGAGAGAUCCAUUGACAAGGUGGAGCUCUUUGGCUUCAAGACACGCUUCUGAGGAACUCCCUUCAUCCAACGCCACUCUAACCACACCCUCUCCAGUGCUUUUACCACAUCAAUGUCACCUACGGUCUCUGUGGGUACCACCUUAUGUUUCUAAAUGCAUUGUUUCGUUCCCAACCUUUCUGAAAAAUACAUAAAAAAAUGUCAAGAUUUUUUCAGAUGCCUAAAUCGAUUAUGCAGACAGUUUGAAAUUGUGUGACAUUUUUGUUUUAAGUAGAAGCUAAUCCAAAUAGUUGCUCAUCCAAAAGUUGUUGUCUUUUUCUGAUAAAUGCAUUCCCCGUCUGAACAUUUUGAAUGUAACAUUCAGGCUGGCAGAGCAGCAUAUAUUGUCUGGCAGCUUUGUGCUUUGCAGAUUCUCAAUGUUUUUCUUCUGAACAUGUAAUGCAAUAAAACCAUUCAAGCUCGA
Molecule: messenger RNA, 841 nt
Organism: Oncorhynchus mykiss (rainbow trout)
Lineage: Eukaryota; Metazoa; Chordata; Actinopteri; Salmoniformes; Salmonidae
Source: RefSeq, a predicted model, not a curated record